AUGGCUACAUCUGUAGAUUUACUUUCAAAUCUCUCUAAUACUUAUACUUUGAAGAAUGAUGUGUUCUUGCCCUCUUUAAUAGAAAAUGUGUCACUUUUAAUCAUACAGUAUCUACAGUGUGAGGCUGGUAUUGAGAAGAAGACAUGCACAAGAAUAAUAUUUCACACAUCUUUAACCUGGGAUUUCCGAAUCUCCACAGCCUCAAUAGUCCUGUUUUCAUUCCUGCUCAUCGAUUACUGUGUCAUCAUAUGCGGUAAUGUUAUUAUUAUUGCUUUAGUUUCCGUAAACAAAAAUCUCCACUCACCAAUGUAUUUCUUCAUCACAAUAAUAGCUCUACUGGACAUCCUGAUGACCACGGACAUUCUCCCCAACUUACUUUACAUUGUCCUGCACAAUGGUGGCACCAUGUCUCUUGUUGCCUGUAUAUUACAGUUUUUUGUGUUUGGUAAAUCAGAAAUAUUCGAGUGUCUAAUCCUGACGGUGAUGUCUUAUGACCGUUAUGUGGCUAUCUGCAACCCACUGCGAUACAGCUCUAUAAUCAACAAAAGAUUAUGUCUUGUAUCUGUCAUAGCGUCAUGGUUUUUGAGUUUCUUGUUGGUGUUGAUGAAUGCAGUAGCUACAUACAAAUUAGACUUCUGUGGACCUAAUGUUGUUGAUAAUUUCUUCUGUGAUUUAACUCCUAUUCUAGAGCUUUCAUGUUCUGGUACUUCAGUAUUCCAAAACCAGACCAUUUUAAUUUGUGUUGUUUCCCUUGUAUUCCCAUUUAUUAUAAUCUUUGUUUCUUAUGUGUAUAUCAUCACCACCGUCCUAAGCACCCGUUCCAUCAGUGGGAGACAGAAAGCCUUCUCCACCUGCAGCUCCCACCUGACUGUUGUGUGUAUAUUUUUUGGAUCUCUUAUUACUGUGAAUAUGGUUCCAACUAGAGGACAAUUAAGAGUUAUCAGUAAGAUACUAUCGCUGCUUUACACUGUGGUGACACCACUGCUUAACCCAUUCAUAUACAGCUUGAGGAAUAAAGACUUUAAGAAAGCUUUUGAAAAAUGUUAA
Molecule: messenger RNA, 1047 nt
Organism: Pseudophryne corroboree (corroboree frog)
Lineage: Eukaryota; Metazoa; Chordata; Amphibia; Anura; Myobatrachidae
Product: olfactory receptor 10AG1-like
Exons: 1
Coding region: 1-1047 (348 amino acids)
Biological process (GO): G protein-coupled receptor signaling pathway
Cellular component (GO): membrane
Molecular function (GO): G protein-coupled receptor activity; olfactory receptor activity
Source: RefSeq, a predicted model, not a curated record